Molecule: messenger RNA, 3027 nt
Organism: Miscanthus lutarioriparius
Lineage: Eukaryota; Viridiplantae; Streptophyta; Magnoliopsida; Poales; Poaceae
Source: the annotation of a GenBank genome assembly
AUGAAAUUAGCCAUGCUCAUACCGUGGGCCACAAUAGUGUUGCUAUUUUCCUGUGGAGCUGGAACCAUUAACUGCAUGACCCACGAUGGGAACGACACAGAUUUCCUUUCUCUCUUUGAUUUCAAGCGCACAAUCAGGAAUGAUCCAAAAGGGGCAUUGAGCUCAUGGAACAGCACCGUCCACUUUUGCAGCUGGGAGGGCGUGGCGUGUAGCCGAACACGUCUGGAGCGCGUAGUGGCGCUGAACCUGUCUGGGCAGGCUUUGGAUGGUCACAUUUCUCCUUCCCUAGGAAACCUGUCAUACCUUGCUUCUCUUGACCUCUCCAUGAACAUGUUCUCUGGCCACAUACCUCAUCAUCUCGGCUAUCUGCACAAGCUCAAGCUUCUUGACCUGAGUUCCAACUCAUUACAGGGAAACAUUCCGGAUGCAGUCACAAAUUGUUCCAGUUUGCAGAAAUUAUACUUUCAUGAAAACUUGCUCGUGGGAGAGAUUCCCAAGAAAAUUGCCCUCCUCUCCAACCUAUUAGAUUUGCGGCUUUACUCUAACAAUAUCUCAGGGGCCAUUCCACCUGACCUAGGUAACAUCACAACCUUACAGUACGUCAUUCUUCAAGCUAACCAGCUCCAUGGAAGCAUUCCAGAGGAGCUUGGCAAGUUAUCGAAUAUGACAGACUUGUUGCUUGGUGGAAAUAUGUUGUCAGGUAGAAUCCCAGAAGCACUCUUUAACCUCUCUUUGGUACAACAAAUUGCCAUGCCACUGAAUUUGCUACAUGGUCCAUUGCCACCUAAAAUCGGAGACUUCCUCCCUAAACUCCAACGCCUUUACUUGAGUGCCAACAUGCUGGGAGGUCACAUCCCGGAUUCACUAGGCAACGCAUCAGAGCUGCAGUCAAUAGACUUGGGAUUUAACUAUGGCUUUACAGGCAAAAUCCCUCCUUCUCUUGGUAAACUUCGGAAUCUCAGAACACUAGGUCUCCAUCAUAAUAAUCUUACAGCAAAUGAUAGCCAAAGCUGGGAAUUUCUAGAUGCAUUGACCAACUGCACUCUUCUAGAGCUGCUUACACUCAACGGAAAUCAGCUGCAGGGAGUACUUCCGAAUUCCGUUGGUAACCUGUCCUCUAAUCUUGACAACCUCAUGUUUGCAGAAAACAUGCUAUACGGUUUAGUCCCGUCAAGCAUAGGAAACCUUCAUAAGCUAACUAAAUUAGACCUAGUGGACAACAAUUUUACAGGUCCCAUUGAUGGAUGGAUUGGAAAUAUGGUUAAUUUACAAGGUUUAUACCUUGCAUGGAACAACUUCAAUGGGCACAUUCCAGACUCCAUUGGUAAUUUUUCAAAUCUGUUACAUCUGAAUCUAGCAGCUAACCAAUUCUAUGGUCCCAUACCGUCAAGUCUAGGAAAACUUCCACAGCUCUUACUUGUAGACCUCGGUUUCAACAAUCUUCAAGGCAAUAUACCAAAAGAUCUCAUUGCAGCUACAGUUGUUCAGUGUUCAUUAUAUCACAACAAUCUGGAAGGCCAAAUACCCUAUAUUGGUAAUCUUCAACAGCUCAACUAUCUGGAUCUUUCAUCCAACAAGCUUAGCGGAGAAAUUCCAUCUUCUCUUGGCACUUGCCAGCAAUUGCAAACUGUCAAAAUGGACGUGAACUUUCUCUCUGGAAGCAUCCCUGCAUUUUUUGGCCAUCUGGGUAGUUUGACCAUGCUCAACCUUUCUCACAACAAUUUCUCAGGCUCUAUCCCAAUUUCUCUAAGCAAACUACGGCUUCUUACACAAUUAGAUCUGUCCCACAAUCAUCUUGAUGGUGAAGUGCCAGAAGAAGGGGUAUUCAAAAACACUACAGCCAUCUCACUUGUAGGCAAUUGGCGGCUUUGUGGAGGUGUACUAGAACUGCAUAUGCCUCCAUGCCCCAACCCUACACAGAAAACAAUUGGAUGGCGACACUAUUUUGUAAGAAUAGCAAUCCCCAUAAUAGGCAUCGUGUCCCUCACAUUGCUCAUAUAUUUUAUCAUCUCAAGGAAGAAGGUGCCAAGAGCACUGCUGUCACCAUCUUUUUCUGGUGAGCAAUUUCCUAAAGUUUCUUACAAGGAUCUUGCUCAAGCCACAGAGAACUUCGCAGAGUGUAAUUUGGUUGGCAGGGGAAGCCAUGGUUUAGUGUACAAAGGGAGGCUAAUAACUCCAGAAUCCAUGGUUGUUGCUGUGAAGGUUUUCGACCUUGCCAUGGAAGGGACUGAUAGGAGUUUUAUAUCAGAAUGCCAAGCUCUAAGAAAUAUCCGUCACCGAAACCUUGUUCCAAUUCUAACCGCAUGCUCAACUAUCGAUAACAUGGGAAACGAUUUCAAAGCUCUAGUCUACAGGUUCAUGCCCAAUGGUAGUUUGGAUACUUGGUUGCACCCACCUGGCUAUGGAAACCUGGAUCUGUCACAAAGAUUGAAAAUAAUUGUUGAUAUAGCUGAUGCACUACAGUAUAUACAUCAUGAUUGUGAGACUCCCAUUAUUCACUGCGACUUGAAGCCCAGCAAUAUUCUUCUUGAUGACGAUAUGGCUGCUCAUUUAGCGGACUUUGGCAUCGCAAGAUUCUACCUCAAAACCAAAUCACAGGCAGUGGGAGAUUCGAGAGCAACUGGCACAAUAAAUUUGAAGGGAACAAUUGGGUACAUUGCUCCAGAGUAUGCCGGAGGUAGUUACCUAUCAACUUGUGGAGACGUGUACAGCUUUGGGGUAGUCCUGAUGGAGAUGUUGACGGGGAAAAGGCCAACUGAUCCUCUCUUCUGCAAUGGACUCAGCAUCAUCAGCUUCUGCAAGACAAGUUUUCCUGAUCAAAUACUUGGCAUAGUCGAUGCUCAUCUCCUAGAAGAAUACAAGGAGUGUGCAGCGUAUCCAGAAGACGAAAGCAGAGUCCUCUGGUGCUUGGUGGCCCUGGUGAAAGUGGCUCUUUCCUGCACUUGCGAGGCCUCUGGUGAUCGAAUGAACAUGAGGGAAGCAGCUGCGGAAUUGCACGAAAUCGAGGGUGUUUGGUUUAUGGAAUGA